This is a messenger RNA of Saitoella complicata NRRL Y-17804, 921 nucleotides long. RefSeq lists its product as uncharacterized. The coding region runs from base 106 to 810 and encodes 234 amino acids. The transcript has a single exon. The record is from RefSeq and is a predicted model, not a curated record. NCBI's taxonomy places the organism in Eukaryota, Fungi, Ascomycota, Saitoellomycetes, Saitoellales, Saitoellaceae.
GGGGGGCGAGUCUCGCGUACGCGACGACGCGAUCGCAUGAGUACGCGAAGCAUCAUCGUCUUCAAACGUCUAACAUCCUUCUUCGUCUCUUAGGUAUCAACCAUCAUGUCCAUCGUUCGCAACGUCUCCCGCAUCUCCGUCCACCGGGUGUGCGUCCCCGUCAACAGCCUCUUCUCACGCACCAAACACAGCAAGCGUACCUCCGGUCCCCCCCCUACGCCUCUCCCCCGGGCUCCCGACUACGCCUGGGCUCACGCAAUCUUGAGGUCUGACGAAGGCCACAGCGAUACCGCCCGUGUCAAGAUCCUGGACAAAGCCAAACUCGACACCGCUGCUGGCUGGCUCGAACCCCUGCCCCGCUCCAGGCAGCUCCGGCUCUACAGAAAAGCUCGCGCCGGAAUCGAGAAAUACGACGAGGAAAUGCGCGCGUUUAUCGACUCCAUGACGCCCGAGGAAUUGGCCGCCGAGAACGCGCGUCGCGAAGCGCACAAUCUGCAGAAGAUUAUUCCUGAUGGUCCCGCCCACCAACCCGAAGCCGCGCCCGUUUACGAGGGUAAGAAGCCUACGACAUCGUUUAUCCUUUUUUCGAAGGCGGUAAGGACUGACGCGAAGUUGUCUGCGGAGUAUGGUAUUGACAAACACAUGCCCGGCGGCGUGGGCGCUAAACUUCUUGGUGAGGCCUGGCGUAAGCUCAGUGAUGCGGAGAAGGAGCCCUACGUCAAGAUGUAUGCCCAACAGAAAGAGGAGUACGAUGCCGCACACAAGGCCUGGAAGGAAAGCCUCCGAAGAGAGCGGCAGUUAGAAUCAUAGGUAGAUGAGUCCACUGCUACUAGCUUUGCACGAUCGCGAAUGUAGAGGGGAAGGAUCAUUGAGUCAGGAUGACGGUAGGUAUUUAUACCCAACAUAAUUAUACGCAGCUCC